CGCACCCGCCGCUCCCCGGGCGGGCGGCGGCGGCGGGACAUGGCGGCGCACAAGCCCGUGGAGUGGGUGCAGGCCGUGGUGAACCGCUUCGACGAGCAGCUUCCAAUAAAGGCUUGCCAGCAGAAUACCCACACCAAAGUCAGCACGGAGCACAACAAGGAAUGUCUCAUCAACAUUUCCAAGUACAAGUUUUCCCUGGUCAUCAGUGGUCUCACCAAUAUAUUAAAAAAUGUUAAUAACAUGAGAAUAUUUGGAGAAACUGCUGAAAAGAAUUUAUAUCUAUCUCAGCUGAUUAUCUUGGAUACACUGGAAAAAUGUCUGGCAGGGCAACCGAAGGACACCAUGCGCCUGGACGAGACCAUGCUGGUGAAGCAGCUGCUGCCCGAGAUCUGCCACUUCAUCCACACCUACCGCGAGGGCAACCAGCACGCGGCCGAGCUGCGCAGCUCUGCCUCGGGCGUGCUCUUCUCGCUCAGCUGCAACAACUUCAACGCCGUCUUCAGCCGCAUCUCCACCAGAUUACAGGAACUGACUGUUUGUUCAGAAGAUAAUGCUGAUGUUCAUGAUAUUGAACUUUUACAGUACAUCAGUGUGGAUUGUUCAAAACUCAAGCGACUCUUGCAAGAGACUGUAUUCAAGUUUAAAGCUCUAAAGAAAGUAGCUCAGUUAGCUGUUAUCAACAGUCUUGAGAAGGCAUUUUGGAACUGGGUGGAAAACUAUCCUGAUGAAUUCACAAAGCUGUACCAAACCCCCCAGACUGACAUGGCUGAUUGUGCUGAGAAGUUGUUUGAUUUAGUGGAUGGCUUUGCUGAAAGCACGAAACGUAAAGCAGCAGUGUGGCCACUGCAGAUCAUCCUCCUGGUCCUGUGUCCAGAGAUAAUCCAAGAUAUAGCAAAGGAUGUGGUAGAGGAAACUAAAAUGAACAAGAAGCUGUUCCUGGACAAUCUCAGGAAGGCCCUGGCAGGACACAGUGGGAGCAGGCAGCUGACUGAAAGUGCUGCUAUUGCUUGUGUUAAACUGUGCAAAGCAUCUACGUACAUCAACUGGGAAGAUAAUUCUGUCAUUUUCCUGCUAGUGCAGUCCAUGGUAGUAGAUCUUAAGAAUUUGCUGUUUAACCCAAGCAAACCUUUUUCAAGAGGCAAUCAGAAUGCAGAUGUAGACCUGAUGAUUGACUGCUUGGUUUCCUGCUUCCGCAUAAAUCCUCACAAUAACCAACACUUCAAGAUCUGCUUGGCACAGAAUUCCCCAUCAACAUUUCAUUAUGUGCUGGUAAAUUCACUCCACCGAAUCAUCACAAACUCGGCGCUGGACUGGUGGCCGCGGAUCGACGCCGUGUACUGCCACGCCGUGGAGCUGCGCAGCAUGUUCAGCGACACGCUGCACCGCGCCAUGCAGGGCUGCGGGGCGCACCCUGCCAUCCGCAUGACCCCGAGCCUUACAUUUAAGGAGAAAAUGACAAGCCUUAAAUUUAAAGAAAAACCUACUGAUUUGGAAACCAGAAGCUACAAGUUCUUGUUGUUGUCCUUGGUGAAACUGAUCCAUGCAGAUCCAAAGCUUUUGCUGUGUAACCCCAGGAAGCAGGGCCCCGACUCGCAGGGCAGCACGGCCGAGCUGAUCACGGGGCUGGUGCAGCUGGUGCCGCAGUCCAGCAUGCCCGACAUCGCCCAGGAGGCCAUGGAGGCCUUGCUGGUUCUGCACCAGUUGGACAGCAUUGACUUGUGGAAUCCUGAUGCUCCUAUAGAAACAUUCUGGGAGAUCAGUUCACAAAUGCUUUUUUAUAUCUGCAAGAAGCUCACAAGUCAUCAGAUGCUCAGCAGUACAGAAAUCCUCAAGUGGCUGCGAGAGAUUCUCAUCUGUAGGAAUAAAUUUCUGCUAAAAAACAAACAAUCAGAUAGGAGUUCCUGCCACUUCCUUUUCCUUUAUGAUGUCUCUGGAAGUGGAACUAGUCAAAUUUCUCUUGACCAUGAGGAAAUGAUGCGCUGUGCACCAGGGGCUGCCCUGAGGAAAGCAAAGGGGAAUUCUUCCAUAGAGAGCACUGCAGGCUGCAGCGGAACCCCGAUCUGCCGCCAAGCCCAGACCAAGCUGGAAGUGGCCUUAUACAUGUUCCUGUGGAGCCCAGAUAUCGAGGCAGUCCUGGUGGCCAUGUCCUGCUUCCGUCACCUCUGUGAGGAGGCUGACAUCAGAUGUGGAGUAGAUGAGGUCUCAGUGCAUAAUUUUUUGCCAAACUACAACACUUUCAUGGAGUUUGCAUCUGUGAGCAACAUGAUGUCAACAGGAAGAGCAGCUCUUCAGAAGAGAGUGAUGGCGUUAUUGAGGCGCAUUGAACACCCCACUGCAGGCAACACAGAGGCCUGGGAGGAUACUCAUGCAAAAUGGGAACAAGCUACAAAACUAAUCCUUAACUAUCCAAAGACCAAAAUGGAAGAUGGGCAGGUGACCGAGAGCCUGCACAAGACGAUCGUGAAGCGGCGCAUGUCGCACGUCAGCGGCGGCGGCUCCAUCGACCUGUCGGACACGGAGUCGCUGCAGGAGUGGAUCAACAUGACAGGGUUCCUGUGUGCCCUGGGCGGGGUGUGCCUGCAGCACCGCAGCAGCGCGGGGCUGGCCACCUACAGCCCCCCCAUGGGCCCCCUCAACGAGCGCAAGGGCUCCAUGAUCUCCAUGGUCUCCACCGAGGGCAGCGUGGAGACCCCGGUCAGCAAAUUCAUCGACCGCCUGCUCACCCUCAUGGUCUGCAACCACGAGAAGGUGGGGCUGCAGAUCCGCACCAACAUCAAAGACCUGGUGGGGCUGGAGCUCAGUCCAGCGCUCUAUCCGAUGCUCUUCAACAAACUGAAGAAUACCAUCAGCAAGUUCUUUGAUUCCCAAGGACAGGUCUUGUUAACUGACACCAACACACAAUUUGUAGAGCAAACCAUUGCUAUAAUGAAGAAUUUGCUUGACAAUCACACAGAAGGGAGCUCAGAACACCUUGGCCAAGCAAGCAUUGAGACAAUGAUGCUGAAUCUGGUUAGGUAUGUGCGUGUGCUUGGAAAUCUGGUACAUGCCAUUCAAAUAAAAACAAAGCUCUGUCAGUUGGUAGAAGUAAUGAUGGAGAGGAGAGAUGACCUUUCAUUUUGUCAAGAAAUGAAAUUUAGGAACAAAAUGGUGGAAUAUUUGACAGACUGGGUAAUGGGAACUUCUAAUCAAGCAACAGAUGAGGAUGUGAAAUGCUUGACCAGAGAUUUGGACCAGGCGAGUAUGGAAGCAGUGGUCUCUCUUCUUGCUGGGCUUCCACUCCAGCCUGAAGAAGGAGAUGGUGUUGAGUUGAUGGAAGCAAAAUCUCAAUUAUUUCUCAAGUACUUCACGCUGUUCAUGAACCUGCUGAACGACUGCAGCGAGGCGGAGGAGGAGGGCGCGGCGGCGGGCGGGCGCAAGCGCGGCAUGUCGCGCAGGCUGGCGUCGCUGCGGCACUGCACCGUGCUGGCCAUGUCCAACCUGCUCAACGCCAACGUGGACAGCGGCCUCAUGCACUCCAUAGGCCUGGGCUAUCAUAAAGACCUCCAGACCAGAGCCACCUUCAUGGAAGUCCUCACCAAGAUCCUGCAGCAGGGGACGGAGUUUGAUACCUUGGCAGAAACAGUGCUAGCGGAUCGCUUUGAGAGAUUGGUGGAGCUGGUUACGAUGAUGGGUGAUCAGGGGGAGCUUCCCAUUGCUAUGGCUUUAGCCAAUGUGGUGCCUUGUUCUCAGUGGGAUGAGCUGGCUCGUGUCCUGGUCACACUCUUUGAUUCCCGGCACCUGCUCUACCAGCUCCUCUGGAAUAUGUUCUCAAAGGAGGUCGAGUUGGCAGACUCCAUGCAAACACUCUUCCGAGGAAACAGCUUAGCCAGUAAAAUAAUGACUUUCUGUUUUAAGGUCUAUGGUGCUACAUAUUUGCAGAAGCUGUUGGAACCCUUGCUGCGGACUGUGAUCACAUCCCCUGACUGGCAGCACGUCAGCUUUGAGGUGGAUCCAACAAGGCUGGAGCCCACAGAGAGCCUUGAAGAGAACCAGAGGAGUCUCUUGCAAAUGACAGACAAGUUUUUUCAGGCAAUCAUAAAUUCCUCCUCGGAGUUCCCACCCCAGCUGCGCAGUGUGUGCCAUUGUUUAUACCAGGCAACUUGCCACUCUCUACUGAAUAAAGCUACCGUAAAAGAAAAAAAGGAAAACAAAAAAUCAGUGGUGAGCCAGCGCUUCCCCCAGAACAGCAUCGGGGCCGUGGGCAGCGCCAUGUUCCUGCGCUUCAUCAACCCCGCCAUCGUGUCCCCGUACGAGGCGGGCAUCCUGGACAAGAAACCGCCGCCCCGCAUCGAGCGCGGCCUCAAGCUCAUGUCCAAGAUCCUUCAGAGCAUUGCCAACCACGUGCUGUUCACAAAGGAGGAGCACAUGCGGCCUUUCAAUGACUUUGUGAAGAGCAAUUUUGAUGCGGCGCGAAGGUUUUUCCUGGACAUCGCGUCCGACUGCCCGGCCAGCGACACCGUCAACCACAGCCUGUCGUUCAUCAGCGACGGCAACGUGCUGGCCCUGCACCGCCUGCUCUGGAACAACCAGGAGAAAAUCGGCCAGUACCUGUCCAGCAACAGGGACCACAAGGCUGUUGGACGACGACCUUUUGACAAGAUGGCAACGCUUCUUGCCUACCUGGGGCCUCCUGAGCACAAACCUGUGGCAGAUACACAUUGGUCCAGCUUAAAUCUCACUAGUUCCAAGUUUGAGGAGUUUAUGACAAGGCAUCAGGUACAUGAGAAAGAGGAGUUCAAAGCACUGAAAACAUUAAAUAUUUUCUACCAAGCUGGGACAUCCAAAGUUGGCAAUCCUGUUUUCUACUACAUCGCUCGGCGGUUCAAGACUGGUCAGAUCAACGGGGAUUUGCUGAUCUACCACGUGCUGCUGACCCUGAAGCCAUACUAUGCAAAGCCAUAUGAAAUUGUGGUGGACCUCACACACGCUGGCCCCAGUAAUCGCUUUAAAACAGACUUUCUUUCUAAAUGGUUUGUAGUUUUUCCAGGCUUUGCUUAUGAAAAUGUUGCAGCAGUUUUUAUUUAUAACUGUAACUCUUGGGUCAGAGAAUACACCAAAUACCAUGAAAGGCUCUUGACAGGUUUGAAAGGGAGCAAAAGGCUUGUUUUCAUAGACUCUCCAGGGAAGCUGGCAGAGCACAUCGAACACGACCAGCAGAAACUCCCAGCAGCUACCUUGGCUUUGGAGGAGGACUUGAAAGUGUUUCACAAUGCUCUCAAACUGGCUCAUAAAGACACCAAAGUUUCUAUUAAAGUUGGCUCGACCGCGGUGCAGGUGACGUCGGCGGAGCGCACGCGGGUGCUGGGCCAGACCGUGUUCCUCAACGACAUCUACUACGCCUCUGAGAUCGAGGAGAUCUGCCUGGUGGAUGAGAACCAGUUCACCCUGACCAUUGCCAACCAGGGCACCCCACUGACCUUCAUGCACCAGGAGUGCGAGGCCAUCGUCAGGUCCAUCAUCCACAUCCGCACGCGCUGGGAGCUGUCGCAGCCCGACUCCAUCCCCCAGCACACCAAGAUCCGCCCCAAGGACGUGCCCGGGACGCUGCUCAACAUCGCCCUGCUCAACCUGGGCAGCUCCGACCCCAGCCUGCGGUCUGCUGCCUAUAAUCUUCUAUGUGCCUUAACCUGUACCUUUAAUUUAAAGAUUGAGGGCCAGUUACUGGAAACUUCAGGUCUGUGUAUUCCUGCCAACAACACACUAUUUAUUGUAUCUAUCAGUAAGACUCUUGCAGCAAAUGAGCCACACCUCACCUUGGAGUUCUUGGAGGAGUGUAUUUCAGGAUUUAGCAAAUCCAGCAUUGAGCUGAAGCACCUGUGCCUGGAGUACAUGACCCCCUGGCUGUCCAACCUGGUGCGCUUCUGCAAGCACAACGACGACGCCAAGCGCCAGCGCGUCACCGCCAUCCUGGACAAGCUCAUCACCAUGACCAUCAACGAGAAGCAGAUGUACCCUUCCAUUCAGGCCAAGAUAUGGGGCAGCCUGGGACAGAUAACAGAUCUCCUGGAUGUAGUGUUGGACAGUUUCAUCAAAACCAGUGCCACGGGGGGCUUGGGCUCCAUCAAAGCUGAGGUGAUGGCAGACACAGCUGUAGCACUGGCUUCUGGCAAUGUCAAACUGGUGUCAAGCAAAGUGAUUGGGAGGAUGUGUAAAAUCAUUGACAAGACCUGUCUGUCCCCCACACCCACGCUGGAGCAGCACCUGAUGUGGGAUGACAUUGCCAUUCUGGCUCGGUACAUGCUCAUGCUCUCCUUCAACAACUCCCUGGACGUGGCUGCACAUCUGCCCUACCUCUUCCACGUGGUGACUCUGCUGGUGGCCACGGGGCCCCUUUCCCUCAGAGCUUCCACUCACGGGCUCGUCAUCAACAUCAUUCACUCUCUUUGCACUUGUUCACAGCUCCACUUCAGUGAGGAGACCAAGCAAGUUUUAAGGCUGAGCUUGACCGAGUUCUCCCUGCCCAAGUUUUAUUUGCUGUUUGGGAUCAGCAAAGUGAAGUCGGCGGCGGUGAUCGCGUUCCGCUCCAGCUACCGCGACCGCUCCUUCUCGCCCGGCUCCUACGAGCGAGAGACCUUCGCCCUCACCUCGCUGGAGACGGUCACCGAGGCCCUGCUGGAGAUCAUGGAGGCUUGUAUGAGGGAUAUUCCAACAUGCAAGUGGCUGGACCAGUGGACUGAACUAGCUCAAAAGUUUGCAUUCCAGUAUAACCCCUCCCUGCAGCCAAGAGCAUUGGUUGUCUUUGGCUGUAUAAGUAAACGAGUGUCUCAUGGACAAAUAAAACAAAUAAUCCGAAUUCUCAGCAAGGGACUUGAGAGCUGUUUAAAAGGCCCUGAUAAUUAUAAUAGCCAAGUUCUAAUAGAAGCCACAGUUAUAGCCCUCACCAAGCUGCAGCCUCUUCUUAACAAGGACUCCCCUAUGCACAAGGCUCUGUUCUGGGUGGCCAUGGCCGUGCUGCAGCUGGAUGAGGUGAACCUGUACUCGGCAGGGACAGCCCUGCUGGAGCAGAACCUGCACACCCUGGACAGCCUGCGCGUGUUCAACGACAAGAGCCCAGAAGAAGUGUUCAUGGAGAUCAGGAGACCACUCGAAUGGCACUGCAAACAGAUGGAUCAUUUUGUUGGGCUAAAUUUCAACUCCAACUUUAACUUUGCACUAGUGGGACAUCUCCUGAAAGGGUACAGGCAUCCUUCCCCUACCACUGUAGCAAGAACAGUGAGGAUUUUGCACACACUCCUUGCUCUGGUUAACAAACACAGGAACUGUGACAAGUUCGAGGUGAACACCCAGAGCGUGGCUUACCUGGCAGCCCUGCUGACGGUGUCGGAGGAGGUGCGGAGCCGCUGCAGCCUCAAGCACAGGAAGUCUCUCUUGCUGACAGACGUGUCAAUGGAAAAUGUUCCCAUGGACACAUUCCCCAUCCAUCACAGUGACACUAGCUAUAGGACACUAAAGGAACACCAGCCCUGGUCAUCCCCCAAGGGGUCAGACAGACACCUGGCUGCCAGUUACCCAACAGUGGGACAGAUCAGCCCUCGCACCCGGAAAUCCAUGAGCUUGGACAUGGGGCAGCCUUCACAAGCCAACACUAAAAAGCUUCUAGGUACAAGGAAAAGUUUUGACCAUUUGAUAUCGGACACAAAGGCUCCUAAAAGGCAAGACAUGGAAUCUGGAAUCACAACGCCUCCCAAAAUGAGGAGAGUAGCCGAAAAUGAUUAUGAAAUGGAAACCCAGAGAAUAUCACCACAGCAGCACCCACACCUCCGGAAAGUUUCCGUUUCCGAGUCAAACGUCCUCCUGGAUGAAGAAGUUCUGACUGACCCAAAAAUUCAAGCUCUGCUGCUUACAGUUCUUGCCACGCUGGUGAAAUACACCACGGACGAGUUCGACCAGCGCAUCCUCUACGAGUAUUUAGCAGAGGCCAGCGUUGUCUUCCCAAAGGUCUUUCCUGUUGUGCAUAAUUUAUUGGAUUCCAAGAUCAAUACCCUUUUAUCGCUGUGCCAGGACCCAAACUUGUUGAAUCCAAUUCAUGGGAUUGUGCAGAGUGUUGUGUACCAUGAGGAGUCUCCACCCCAAUACCAAACAUCCUAUCUACAGAGUUUUGGAUUUAAUGGGCUGUGGAGGUUUGCUGGCCCCUUCUCCAAGCAAACCCAAAUCCCAGACUAUGCAGAACUCAUCGUAAAGUUCCUGGAUGCGUUGAUUGACAUCUAUUUGCCUGGAAUUGAUGAGGAAACCAGUGAAGAAUCUCUCCUGACCCCCACCUCUCCGUAUCCUCCAGCGGUGCAGAGCCAGCUCAGCAUCACUGCAAACCUCAAUCUCUCCAACUCCAUGACCUCACUUGCCACUUCCCAGCACUCCCCAGCUUCUCUGCCUUGCUCUAAGUCUGCAGUUUUCAUGCAGCUGCCUCAUCCAGGGAUCGACAAGGAGAACGUGGAGCUCUCGCCCACCGCCGGCCACGCCAACAGCGGGAGGAUGCGCCACGGCUCCGCCAGCCAAGUGCAGAAGCAGCGAAGCGCCGGCAGCUUCAAGCGUCACAGCAUCAAAAAGAUCGUGUGAUUGUCGCUUUUUAAUUUUAUUUUUUUAUUUUCGGACCUGACUGACACGCGCGGCCCCUCGCGAAGGGCCCUCCACCGGGUGUGAUGCUGCACUUGACCUGUACAGUUCCCAUGCAGCCGCGUUGCCAGAUGAUCAACUCCUGACCCACUGCCUGAGUUAACGCCUUCCAUCCCCCUGCCGGGCUCCAGCCGCGUUCAGAGCCACGCCUGUGCCCCGCGCCAGGCUGGAGUUCGGUAGCGCUGCAGAGCCGCGUCCUGUUCCAAUCCAAAGCCAUUCCCCAGCCCUGCCAUGUCUGCUCUGGCCUCAGGUGUUCCUGCUAAGGGAAGUGUUGAUCCUUGACCCCGUUUGCACGCCUCAAGGUAAUAGUGGCUUCCUGAGCCAGGGAAGUUUCUCUAACCCUGGUUUUAAUCCAAACUAUAAGAUUUUAGCUGUGUACUUUUUUUUUUUUACCACACUGAGAAGAAGUUCACGAUAGCUGCAGUACAAGGAGCUUAACAGAAGUGGUGGAUUAGGUUAAAUUUCAGGUAAUUAGCAAUAAAGGGGAGAGGAAAAGGAGGCUGCAGGAGUCCCUCAUUCCCCAGACCAAGCUUCACACACUUGGACUGUACAUGGACCAGACUGGACAAACUGGCUUUUUUCCAAAGCUUUUCUUUUUUUCUUUUUUGGCUGUACUUUAUCUUCCCUGAGCAAGUUGUACAGGGGAAAAUCCCUGGGAACUCGAACUGUCAUUGUAGCACCUGCUUUAGUUCUGCCCUUCCCAACAAUGUGCACCUUCAAGAGCUCCUGGCAGAAUAUCCAGUGGGGAAUGGAGGGAAAAUGGGAUGGAUCCAUACCCGGCUCUGGGGGAUAGUGUGUGGCAAAGCUGCCCCUGUGCUGCCCGAGCAGGGACAGAAGCAGCCACGUCCGCUCAAGGUACAUGAAUUUAAAUUAACUGACACUGUGUCCAGUCCCAGGGAGGUGUGGCGGAGGUGCAGUCCCCUCCCGGGCGGGUUCAGGGCUCCUGCGGGGCUCACACAAACCUGAGGCUGCGGUGGCGGUCGGGAGCUGCCGGCUGGCGGGGCAGGAGCCGGUGCCCGGUGCCGGUGGUGCCCGCAGUGCCCGGUGCCGGCGGUGCCCCGUGCCGGGGCUGGUCCCGCUGCGGGUGCCAGUGCCCCGCGGGCUGCAGUCCAGGCAGGGGCUGUGUCCCUGGGGCUCACACGGCUCCUGCUCAGAAACAGAUCCGCUUCCCGGUUUCACAUCCCUCUGCUGGGGUAGGAGUUAACAAUCCUUCGAUGGCUUUAAAGGAAAAAAAAGUAUAUCCAUUAGGUAAAAGCCAGUCCUCCAGUGCAAUCGUUAGUGGCUUUCAGUAAAUCAAACUCCACAGCUAAAUUAUUAGAGAAUGGUACAAUUCAGGGUUCCAAUUUAUUGCUAUAGCACAUAAUUCCCAUGUAUCCACACAGUAACAAUGUAACAUUUAUGUAAAUAAAAAUACCUUUAUUGUAUUGAUUCAUAAAAUAACAAUUUCUUUAAUUUGUUUACAGUCCUGGAAAAACUAUGAACACAAACUUCAUAUGCAAGUAGUUUGCCAAAACAAGAGGAAAACUUAGAAUUACAAGUCAUGGAAUAAACAGGCUAGAAAGGUGAACUGGUGCAAUUAACCAAAUCCCUCACUCGGGUGGUGCAGGCACCAGGGCAGGAACAUGGUCACUGGUGACACAGAGUGGGGUCUAAGCAGGGCCACGAGGCUGAGCUGGGCUCAGGGACAGAGCAGGGGCUCAAGCGCCUUGGGUUUGGGGUCGCCAGGUUAGAAACCAUUGUCAUCUCACAACUCAGAUUGUGAGGAGCCACCCCUGGUGUAACUGGGGUUUGCACUGGAUUGUGCCCAGUCGAGCUGGUUUCAGCCCUUCCCGUUUUGCUGAGGACAAGGAAUUGUAGAAGCCUGAGGAUUUGUAUGUAGGAGGAAAACAACCUCUUGUAAAGGUGGUGUGCUGUUUUCAGUUGUUUCUCAUAUGAGCAGGUCUCCUGCAAACAGGAACAGUAAUUCCAGAGGAACUGCCUGACUGACUUUGUUUGGGCAGAGAGCAAGCCCUUCACUGUUGUGCAUCGCCCAUGUCAGAAGUGUCCCUCCAUCAGAACUGCUGUGUUCUCUGCAGCACAGAGAUGUGGCAGCAGAGGGGACAGGGAUCAAAGUCACCUUCCCUGUGAGAACUACUCCAGCCUCUCAGUCCCAGCUGGAAAAAAUGGUCUCUUCCUAAAGUCAGUUGAACAAAACUGAAUUUCCUCUUUCCUGGAAGGAGUUGGUUGGAGUUUUCCCUGUGUGAGAGGUUCAGUGAGAGGGCCUGGACUCUGGCAGAGGUAUCAGACACCUGUGUCAGGUAAUGGGUGAAUUGGGGUGUAAGGACUGCUGCUGGCCAAGGUUGGAUUUGGGAUCGUGGGCCCUGAUAGACAGGAACGUUGUCUCCUAGUACUGGUGCUUGGGAAGCUUGUGCUUGGCUCCCAGGGAACCAUGGCCUUUGUGUAAUGAUUAAACUCCCAUCAGUAAUUAGUUGUUGAGUGCCUUACUGUCAGUACAUCGCUCUCCUGCUCCCUCCAGCAGCCACUGCUGGGAUUUGCCUCUUUUUCUUUCUCACAUCCUCCUUCCUUUGUUCUUUCCCUGUUUGAGCACUCUCCAUCCCAUCCCAUCCCAUCCCUGGGAGCUCUGCUCCCAUCCCGGGCUGCUCCAUCCUUUCUCCACCUGCUGCUCUGUUCUCUGGUGAGCAGCAGGUUGUUGCUGGUGACAGUGUGGGUGUGAGCCCUGACCUGACAGGGAGCCCCAUCCCAGGGUCCCCAGUGCCCCACGCUCGGGGCAGCCCACGGGCCACUGGCAGUGCCUGCUGCUCCAGGCUCUGCUGCUCCAGGCUCUGCUGCAGGGCUGGAGCUGCAGCCCCAGACUCCCUGUGCUCUGACACGAAAACUUACAAUUCAGAAAAAUCCUAUUGGAACACGUGGACCAUGUAAGGCCCUCCCGGGGAGCAUGUGUGACCCCCUGGCUCAGAGCCCGUUCCCUGCCCCACACUGACCACAGCUCAGUACUGUAAGGACAAUUAACAUUCUGUUUGUGUUUGUAUUUUCCCUGACUUAAAGAUAACUCAGUAGUAUUUGAAUAGUGCAUAACCUACCUGUAAUGAUGCCGACGUUUCUGCUUUCCCAUGCAUGAGGUUUCCCAGGACAGGGAACAAUUCACUGAGUCUGAGGGCUGAGCCCCUGGUUCAUGCCAGGGCUGGCUCUGACCUGACCCGGGUUGUAGGUUUUAGGGCUUUUUCUGUUUCAUUCUAAGGUUAAUUUUUUCCGAAGUCACAAAGCACGUCCUAUUGUUAUGCAACAAACCACAGACAGUCACUCAGAGUGUUGGUCCCACCUUUUUUUUUAUGCAGUAUAUUCACCUGUAAAUAGGUUUUGUGUAAAAUUUGACAGAAAAGUAUAUUUACUACACUGUAAAUACAUGUGACAAUAUAUUGUAUUAUUUUGCUUUUUUUGUAAAGCAGUUAGUUGCUGUAUAUGUAUAACAUACAAAUUUGAUUAUUCUAGUGUUAGUAACUGUUAACUACUCCUCUUCCUCCUGCUGGUGCAUUCCGUCAUUUAAAGCAGAAGCUGUGUCCGACACACUCACCCUGUGUAUGAUCUCACUGCUUCCAUUGGCCUCAGCUUCCCAGGGGUUUCCACGAUGCCAGUCCUGGCCGUGCUUACAAAGCCAGCCUGGAGAGCCCGCUGGCCCCAGGCUGCUGGGAGCUGUGGGUCACAGUGGUGGAAACCUGCUUUCAGAUAAUUAUUGUUCACCCCAUUCUCCCCUCAUGUAUGUACUUCCCCCUUUUUUUUGAAGUAAAAUGUAAAUUCAACCUGCUCCCAGUUGUUUGAAGGUCAUUCCGGGGCUGCAAGGUGAAGGUGGUGGACGCUGAUGUCCUCUCUCUGUUGGAACAAGUUUGGGUGGGUUCUCUGGGGCUGAACCAAGGCACCCAGCCCAGUUACAGAGCCCAACACCCCAAAUUUCUGGGGAAAUUCAGAUUCCAGUUAAAACUGAGUGUCUGGGGUUUGUCUUCCCAGACUGGUGCUGCUCUGGGUGUGGGAUCCUGCACAGAUCUGAGAUUACCUGUGGUGACUGAGGAAGAAAAAAGCCCAUUGUCAUGAAUUUCAUGUCACUUUAAUAAGAUUAUCAUAACUGAAUAAUAAAUCAGAAUAUUUCUUUUUAAAAUGUAAAUUUAAUAUUGUAAUAAAACAGCUGCUUGGUCUUUAAAGAACAAUUCAGUAUAAUUUGUCUAUUUGAGCUUUUUUUGCCUAGGAGCUUGAGGUUUCAGUUGUCAGGCAACUUCUCUGACAAAUGAUUAAUCACAUCUAUUUUUCUUUUAGGGGGAUACAUUACUUCCCCAUUAAAAGUGUCUAAGUACUUAUAUUCUGACUUUGUGAAUCGUAAAAGUAUGUAAAGACACAUUAAAGUGUGACUGCAUUGA
Melospiza melodia melodia is the source of this 13055-nucleotide messenger RNA. RefSeq names its product neurofibromin 1 (gene NF1). Bases 40 to 8592 code for a protein of 2850 amino acids. The record is from RefSeq and is a predicted model, not a curated record. The transcript is spliced from 59 exons. NCBI's taxonomy places the organism in Eukaryota, Metazoa, Chordata, Aves, Passeriformes, Passerellidae. Gene Ontology annotation, biological process: regulation of GTPase activity.